GGCUCCGGUCAUUGGCCGCAGUCUGGGCUGUAAGGGAAGUGACAAACACUAACUGUUUGGAUUGUGUUUUCUUCACGUGUUUGGAUGAACACCAUGAUGAAAGCGGAAGAUUCAGAGGAAGUAGAGAUUGACUUGGAGGACUCCAGUGACCCUGAUGAAUCUGAUAAUGGGGAGGAACCUGAGAUACUGUGGAGGGCCCCUCCUGAUCUGGAAGAAGAGGAAGACAUUCAUACUACCACACUAGUGGAAAUCAGUGAUACCAAGCCUCUGAUCAAUGUCAGAGACCCUCGCGGUGUCAACGACUGUCUCAAGGUAACGUUUGAGGAUGUGAUCGCUGAGCCAGUGUCAGUGCGCAGUGGGGACAGAGUGUGGAUCUGGAGUAAUGCCCUGUUUGAGCUGUCUCGAAUUUGGAUCUACAGGAUAGUCACAGUGCUCCUGGCCAUUCCCAUUUCAAUUAUCUCUGGUCUCCUCUUCGCCAUCCUCAGCUGCUUCCACAUCUGGAUGGUUGGUCCUUGUAGCCACUGUAUCCUCAUUGGUGCACGCUGGCUGCAGAGCCUAUGGAGCAUUGUGCUGGGCGUCAUUGUGCACCCCUUCCUCACGAGUGCAGGGAGAUGCUAUGGAGGCUUCAGCAUUCACCUGGCCAAAGAAUGAGACUCACGCGUCCACACUGGGAUUGUUCAUUAUGUGUUCUAGUGGACUGAGCCGAAGUGGGCAUCGCUAUUUGAAUCUUUAAUAUUUUAUUCAAAAUAAAAUGUUUAUAAUUACAUGUUUUCCACAGUUAAGAUCCCUUUGGUCAAAGUCCAACAGCAUCUGCUGGUCCUUUGUAAUGAUUAAACAAGGCUUGUGACAUGUUCAAAUAAUCAUUUAGACUUGAAAGUGACAAAAAGAAGGUGAUGUUAUUCCUAAAGUGAAACUAAUUUAAUUUAGUUUUUGUUAACCAUGCCGUAUUUCUUCUGAUACCAUAGUGAUGUUAUGACUCGAGUGUUGUAUUAUCUUUGUCAUAAUACUUGGGUUUGGGUUUACUUUUAUUUUAUUUUAUUAUUUUGUUUUAAACUGCAGUACAGCGUUUAAGCUCAAGGAACAAACAUGUGCAACUACUGGGAUCUAAAUAUAGAUUUUAAUUAUAGAAGUUCCUGAUUUCAAACUUAACAAUAUUUAGUUAGAAGAAGCACUUAUAUUGGAUGUUUUCAUAAAGGAGGAAAUUGCAAUAAAUAAUAUGGAGAACUCAUUAAUUAUCCACUUUAUACUGAAUGAAACUGAAUUUAAACCAUUGUCGGUAACACAGCAGGUCAGGACAUACUGAGUGAUGUGUAGGUUUUACAAAAUAAUCACCUUCAUAUAUUUAUUAAUGCAAUUGUUUUAAGCUUGAAAGUAAACAUUCUUGCUAACUUGUG
Molecule: messenger RNA, 1394 nt
Organism: Cottoperca gobio
Lineage: Eukaryota; Metazoa; Chordata; Actinopteri; Perciformes; Bovichtidae
Gene: cav4a
Product: caveolin 4a
Exons: 3
Coding region: 85-651 (188 amino acids)
Biological process (GO): caveola assembly; regulation of cytosolic calcium ion concentration; cell differentiation
Cellular component (GO): focal adhesion; caveola; sarcolemma
Molecular function (GO): molecular adaptor activity
Source: RefSeq, a predicted model, not a curated record